AUGGCGACGGCAAGAAAAGGGAGAGAGCUUUUUACUAUUUUGGAAACUAGCGCGGACACAGAAAGUAGCACGGAGUGCGACAGCCAAGACGCCCCGCUUAAUCUUUCGGCCGAUGUGAAGUGGUUGGAAAUUCCCAACAGAAAGCCGGACUCGGACGAGGAGGAAGACGACGACGACGACGAGGAGGAGGCGGCGGCGGACGGCGAGGGGGAGAAUGGAGUGACGAGCACGGCAGCCGCGGCGGCGGAGACUGCGGACGCGGCCAGCCUGAUCGCGGGAGGCGGCUGCAACAUUAUUCUGGUCACCGGCAGCAACGGGAUCAAGCACGACGAGGAGGACUACGCGGAGGACUGCUAUUAUUCCACCUCCACCAACUGCUCCGACACCAACUCCAACGAUUCGGAUAUUGAUUUCUCCGAUCUGGAGGAGGAGGAGGAGCGCAGGAGCUUUUUCGGCUUCGAGGAGGACCUGGAGGAGGACUGCGCGUCUCCGGACUUCUGGGGCGAGCCGGACCAGGUGAUCGCCAUCGAGCCGUUCUCCGCAGCCAGUGGCCCUCAGCACUCGCUCGGGGACGAAGCUGACACCCGUGACUAUUUCCGGAUACUCUUCCCAGAUUCUCUUUUUGAACACAUGGUAGAACAAACAAACAAUUACGCCCUCUAUCGGCAGAGAAGGGUUGGGAAAUCCGACCCCCACUGGCACCCCACCGAUGUCAGAGAGAUGAAGGCUUAUGUGGGUCUGAAUAUUCUGAUGGGCAUCAAUCAGCUGCCCGACACGGGCAUGUACUGGGCCAGUGACAUUUUUAUUGGGAACGCGGGCUUUAAGAAAACAAUGACGUCCAGACGCUUUGAGAAACUCACCCAGUACCUCCAGCUGUGUGACCGGGAGUCUGAGCCUGUGCGCGGGGAGCGGGGCUACGACGGCCUCUUCAAAAUCAGGCCUCUGCUGGACGUGGUGGAGAACACGAUGUGGGACGCGUACACGCCCAACCGCUGCCUGACCAUAGACAAGUGCGCCGUCGCCACAAAGAGCCGCUUCUCUCCCACCCAGUACAUGUCCUCCAGGCCCUUGAGGAAGGGGCUGACGGUGUGGAUGCUGUGCGACUCCCGCUCAGGUUACUGCCACAGGACCAAGAUCCACGUGGGCAAGCCCAGCGACGACGAGGCGGCGGCCUCCCUGGGCUACAGGGUGGUGAGCUCUCUGGUGCGAGGCCUGGAGGGCCAGUACCACCACGUGUUCAUGGACAGCUUCUUCACCUCCGUGCCCCUCCUCCAGAGACUGCUGAGGGACGGACUGUACGCCUGCGGGCCCACUCAGGCCGGGCGAAAGGGCUACCCGGAAGUCCUCCGUCCCCGUAACGUGGGGAAGCUGUGCCAGGGGGAGUUCUACCAGUGCCAGCGCGGUAACCUGGUAGCCACGGUGACCCGGGACGUCAAGACGGUCAGCUGCCUCUCCACCAACUCCGCGCCUGGCAUUGUGGGCAUAAGCCCGGGCCGUCAGCAGCCGGACACGGACGGAGAGGGCGAAAGCGACAGCCUGGACGGCUCCGGCUUCUCGUUGGGUGUGCCGCGGCCUCUGCCGCUGCUGCUGUACCAGGAGAACAUGAGGGGGGUGGACCUGUGCGACCAGCUGAGGGAGUGCUACCAGGUCGGCCGGCCGUGCAAGAAGUGGUGGCGCUACUUCCUGUGGUUCUACGUCAACCUGUGCAUAGUCAACGCCUACAUAAUACUUAGGGAGAGCCGGGGGGGCGCGCCGCCGGCGGGGUUCAACGGGAAGCAGUUCACCCAGCGCCACUUCCGGGUGCGGCUGGCGCAGCAGCUCAUCGGAGACUACCAGGGGGCAAGGGGCAUGGAGCGAGCGGCACGCAAGAGGCACGCGGACUCACCCAUAGAGUACGGACAUCGGCUGGAGCGCAUGUCGGAGCGCUCCCGCCGGUGCAGGAACUGCACCAACAAGGGACUGCGGCACGAAAGCGUGUUCGGCUGCAAAAUAUGCAACGUGCACCUGUGCAGGGGCGGCUGCUUCUCUGAGUUUCAUAAAUAA
This is a messenger RNA of Fundulus heteroclitus (mummichog), 2043 nucleotides long. Its product is annotated as piggyBac transposable element-derived protein 4. The transcript has a single exon. Bases 1 to 2043 code for a protein of 680 amino acids. NCBI's taxonomy places the organism in Eukaryota, Metazoa, Chordata, Actinopteri, Cyprinodontiformes, Fundulidae. The record is from RefSeq and is a predicted model, not a curated record.